AUGGGCGCCCUGCAGGAACGCUUCGAGGAGUUUCUGAACCGGCCGGGCUUGCUGGGUGAUUUCCUGAGCAACCUGGAAGCCAAGAGCGGCGUUAAGCGUUAUUACCUGGCCACAGGCUGCGCAUGUGUGCGGCAAGGGAUUCUCGGCCAGGACGUUCACAAUACCUGUCGCAAACAGGAGCCAGGUUCCAUCGCUUUCCUGGGGCUCUACCUGAUGUUUGGAUAUGGGGCUUCGCUCCUCUGCAAUCUCAUCGGCUUUGUCUAUCCAGCUUAUGCUUCCAUCAAAGCCAUCGAGAGUUCCUCCAAGGAUGACGAUACGACGUGGCUGACCUACUGGGUGGUGUACGGCCUCUUCAGCGUGGCCGAAUUCUUCUCCGACACCUCCUUGUACUGGUUCCCGUUCUACUACGCUGGCAAGUGUGUCUUCCUGCUCUGGUGCAUGGCUCCCGUUUCGUGGAACGGCUCCCAGGUUCUCUACUGCAGUUUCAUCCGCCCGUGGUUCCUGAGGCACCACCAGACCGUGGACAGCGUCCUGAGCGACCUCAGCGGCAGGGCCCUCGACGCGGCCUCUGCAGCUUCCGGGGAAGUAUCCCAAGAAGUCACGAAAUGAGCCUUCAGAAACGAAGACCCACCUGGCGACUUUUUAAAAAAAAGAAAACAAGCCACCCGAAAUAAAAGACUGAGGUUCUAGAUUUCUCCCACCACAAGCUACAGAAAGAGGCUCGCUUGUACAUCGGUGAAUGAAUGCAUCUUCUGGUAGAUCGGUGAAUGAACGCAUCUCUUUUUUCUGUCUCUGGGGUCUCCUUUCCCACCCCCUCCCCAGCCCUGCCUGAUGUGCUGGUAGUGCAACUGCUUUGGGGAAGUGUCUGCCCUGUUAUCUCCCCCCCCAAAAGAAAAAGCGUGCAUUGCUUGCUCACUGCAAAAUGACUUUGUGUAAUUCCCCCAAAUUCCAGCAGAGGGCGCCACUGCUUUUAGGGUCUCUGAGGAAUGUGUGGAGCGAACCAUUUAAC
Molecule: messenger RNA, 1009 nt
Organism: Gekko japonicus
Lineage: Eukaryota; Metazoa; Chordata; Lepidosauria; Squamata; Gekkonidae
Product: receptor expression-enhancing protein 6-like
Exons: 6
Coding region: 1-609 (202 amino acids)
Source: RefSeq, a predicted model, not a curated record